UUUAUCACCAAUCAGAAUCGACCACCCAUCACCACCCUCUGCACACUGUUUUUCACUAUUGACACGCGUAGAGCAAUAUUUUAAAUGGUACCUGAUGGUACUACGAAAACUGCGGUCACUGUUAGUCAAAACAUAUUCGCUGUUCCGGUGGAAUGGUUUUCGUGUUUCGUAGUUUAAUUUGUUCUGCAAUUACAAACGAACAGAUUCCAGCUGAGUGUACUGCAAUAAUUGUUUGAAUGGAUAACUUUUACUAGAAACUUCCAAAAUCACUUUUUUGCAUUCGCGCUCGUGAGUUAUGAAUCAGCACCUCAAGGACACGAUGAAGACUGGAUUCGUCUAUUUUCUACUGAUUUGCGGAUUUCUCUUCACCACAUUCUACAAUGUGGCUUCGGACGUGCAGAUUCCAGCAGCUGGCGAUGGAGUUUCCUCUGUUUUGGGUAACGCCGGAAAAAGCCUUUCCGAUGCAAAUACAACACAAAUUGCUGCAGCUAUAGGGAACCCAGCACUGGCACCCAAAGAAAACCCGGAGAAGGAAAAGUCAAUACCGAAAAAUGCAACUACGACCAUGUCUCCAGAGAAAAAUGCUGUCGAACAAGAGCACUACAGCUCUAUGUCGAUUUUCUUCGUGCUCUGCGUGAUAGCGCUUGGGAUUCUGCUAAUUCACAUGAUGUUGCAGACCGGGUUCCAGUAUUUACCGGAAAGCAUUGUGGUUGUAUUCUUGGGAGCUUUGAUUGGUUUAAUACUGAACAAUUCGUCCGUUAAGCAUAUUGCCAACUGGGAACGGGAAGAGGUGUUUUCUCCGACAGCAUUUUUCCUAGUGCUACUGCCGCCCAUAAUUUUCGAGUCCGGAUAUAACUUGCACAAGGGCAAUUUCUUCCAGAACAUUGGAUCCAUUCUGGUGUUUGCUAUUAUUGGAACAACCAUAUCGGCGCUGGUCAUCGGAUCGGGUGUUUAUUUGCUGGGAUUGGCGGAGGUAGCGUACAGGUUGAACUUCGUGGAAUCGUUCGCCUUCGGGUCGCUCAUUUCGGCAGUCGAUCCGGUCGCAACGGUGGCAAUUUUCCACGCCUUGGAUAUCGACCCGGUGUUGAACAUGUUGGUGUUCGGUGAAAGCAUCCUGAAUGAUGCGAUUUCGAUUGUGCUCACGACAACCGUAAUGCCGAUGGUAUCUGGGUCGGAUGCGGCCGGCAGCUCCGGGACUGGUGAAUCGAUUAUUUCGGCUCUGAACACGUUCUGCUUGAUGUUUUUCGCAUCCGCCGGCAUCGGUGUUGUUUUUGCGCUCAUGAGUGCACUUUUGCUGAAGCAUGUCGACCUACGGAAGCAUCCAUCGCUGGAGUUUGGUUUGAUGCUGGUCUUCACCUAUGCUCCGUACGUGCUGGCCGAGGGAAUCCAUUUAUCGGGUAUAAUGGCGAUCCUAUUUUGUGGAAUCGUAAUGUCCCACUACACCCAUUUCAACCUAUCGACGGUAACGCAAAUCACGAUGCAACAAACGAUGCGCACACUAGCUUUUAUUGCGGAAACUUGCGUGUUCGCCUAUUUGGGGCUAGCGAUCUUCUCCUUCAAGCACCGCUGCGAACUGUCUUUCGUUAUCUGGGCCAUCGUUCUGUGCUUGAUAGGACGGGCAUGCAACAUAUUUCCUCUAGCUUGGCUGGUAAACCGAUUCCGCGAGCACAAGAUAACCAACAAGAUGGCUUUCAUCAUGUGGUUCUCAGGCCUACGGGGGGCUAUUUCGUACGCUCUUUCCCUGCAUCUGCAAUUCUCGAGCGAAGAAACGCGACACGUUGUUAUCACGACAACGCUGAUUAUUGUCCUAUUUACGACGCUGUUUUUCGGUGGUUCAACUAUGCCACUGAUGAAGUACCUUGCCGAGGGUAAGAAAAGUCGCCGGGCGAGCCGCGCGAGUCGCCUGGGCAAGAAGCGAAAGGAGAAAGCAAUUUCGCUCAGUAAAACGCGCGAAUGGGGACAGGCUAUCGAUUCGGAGCAUCUGUCGGAGCUCACCGAGGAGGAGGAAGUUAGCUUUACCCAGUCUAAACUGGUCGGUUUUGCGCGGUUGGAUAGGAAAUAUUUUACACCAUUUUUUACUAGAAGAUUCACACAUCAGGAAUUACACGAUUGCAAGAGUCAAAUGGCUGAUUUGACCAACAAGUGGUACCAGGCGAUCCGAAUUUCCCCCGAUGAUUUAGAUGAAGAAGACGACGACGAGGACGACGGUGCAUCGGUUGCGACAUCCGAGCGGUCCACCAACAUAUUGGUCGAAAAUAGCAACGCACGAGGCAAACAACAUAAAGCACCAUCCAGUGAAGCGAGCUCCCGUCCGAUAAAGUCCUGAUUCCAGGAGCAAUCGCCGGUAGACCCAUCUUCGUUGUGCAAUACCUCGCUGGACGUGGGAAUGGAAGUGUUUUUAUAGAACGAACGGGGGCAGUCUUUAAACUACGGAGCGGUGUAAGAUUAUUCUAUCUAUAUUUAUAUAUUUAUUGCCAAGCUGCAUAACGAUUCGAAAGGAACGCGUGAUGUGCUGUUGUGUGUUGUGGAAUGGAACGAAACAGUUUAGCUAUACAAUCAAAUUUACCACUCCGAAUGGUCCGCUCAAUGGACGGGGCCUGAUCGAUGUCUCACUUUAUACCAAUAUGUAGGUAUAUUGAGUAUUUUUUGAUUGGCUCAAAACCAAUUGCUAAAUACUCCUAACAGUGAUAAAUAGAAUAUCGUAUACUAGUCCAGUUAUCAGUAAGUAAUAAAUUUUUUAUAAAUUUGUCAUUCCGAAGGGAAUAAAUUUAUAAGGAUGCAGCUUAGGGUUUUUCAAACAACCAGAACGCAUUGCAAAACAAACAUAGAUUAUGCCCGUAGGCAAGCGUUUUCUUCAUCGGUAACUUCGUACAACUGUUCUAUCCAAUAUGUUACAUUUGUUUAUUGUUGUAAUAUAUGUGUUAUGUUGUGACAGAAA
Messenger RNA from Wyeomyia smithii (pitcher-plant mosquito), 2938 nucleotides. It is a transcript of the gene Nhe1, whose product is annotated as sodium/hydrogen exchanger 8. The record is from RefSeq and is a predicted model, not a curated record. Gene Ontology annotation, biological process: proton transmembrane transport; sodium ion transport; regulation of pH. Lineage: Eukaryota; Metazoa; Arthropoda; Insecta; Diptera; Culicidae. The coding region runs from base 296 to 2326 and encodes 676 amino acids. The transcript is spliced from 3 exons. Gene Ontology annotation, molecular function: sodium:proton antiporter activity. Gene Ontology annotation, cellular component: Golgi apparatus; membrane.